This is a messenger RNA of Sesamum indicum (sesame), 1158 nucleotides long. Its product is annotated as DnaJ (DUF3353). The record is from RefSeq and is a predicted model, not a curated record. Gene Ontology annotation, cellular component: chloroplast membrane. Lineage: Eukaryota; Viridiplantae; Streptophyta; Magnoliopsida; Lamiales; Pedaliaceae.
UCAGGUACUUGUAUGUUUCUUCUUGAUAUGCUUUCUUUUCCUUUCAAGUGUUUUACCCCCCAAGACUUCCAUCGCGUUGCAUUUCUGGUGUGAUUACUAAAUUUAAGCAGCUGAAGACUUUCACUUGUCACAUAAAUUAGUUCCAGGGUGACAGAGAUUAGCCACAGUUUUUACUUUCUUAGUAAUGAUGUCGUCUGGAUUAACAUACUGCCCCUUGAGAUAUAGCCUUGGCUCGCCCACAAGAGGGCCAGGAUCACAUAAGAAACACGUCGCUUUCUUUCCUGAUUUCAGGACCUCUAAGGAUUUGCUCUAUCUGCCAAGAAAUGGUUUGGCUGCAUCAACUUGGAGAUAUAAAAGGCGGACUCCUUCCCUUAAGUGUGCAAUGGAUGCAACCUUCGGAGAUGCUACUAAUGACUCAACUGCUAUCUUUCCUAGAAUUAAUGUUAACGACCCUUACAAGCGACUAGGAAUCAGUCGGGAAGCUUCUGAAGAUGAAAUUCAAGCUGCUAGGAACUUCCUAAUACAAACCUAUGGAGGGCACAAGCCUAGCGUGGAUGCAAUUGAAUCAGCUCAUGAUAAAAUUAUAAUGCAAAAGUUCUACGAAAGGAAAAACCCUAAGAUCAACAUCAAGAAAAAGGUUAGAGAAGUAACCCAGUCGCGCUAUGUGCAGGCUGUCGCAAGCAGGUUUAGAACCCCAUCCACAAGUGUCAUCAUAAAAACUUCAAUCGCUUUCAUAGCUCUCGGACUGCUCACUGUUCUCUUUCCAACGGAAGAAGGCCCGACUCUUCAAGUUGCUAUUUCCUUGAUUAUUACUGUGUAUUUUAUUUAUGAUCGGCUGAAGAGCAAAUUACGAGCUUUUCUUUACGGGGCUGGAAGUUUUAUUCUUUCAUGGCUUCUAGGAACAUUUCUGAUGGUGUCUGUGAUGCCACCAAUACUCAAGGGGCCAAGAAGCUUGGAAGUGACAACUUCAUUGAUAAGCUACAUUAUCCUCUGGGUUUCUUCUACUUAUCUUCGAUAAUCUGUUUCUAUACAUGUCCCAGUUUUGUUAGAUUAACAGUAGCUUCUUCUAGUGGUAAUGGAAAAGUUUCCAGUGUUUUAUAUGCCUCCAGUUGCUAUUUUUACUGUUACGGGAUAGCAAUACAGAUUAAUAGACACCGA